Trematomus bernacchii (emerald rockcod) is the source of this 2343-nucleotide messenger RNA. It is a transcript of the gene alkbh3, whose product is annotated as alkB homolog 3, alpha-ketoglutarate dependent dioxygenase. The transcript is spliced from 10 exons. Gene Ontology annotation, molecular function: dioxygenase activity. Gene Ontology annotation, biological process: DNA repair; DNA alkylation repair. The record is from RefSeq and is a predicted model, not a curated record. Lineage: Eukaryota; Metazoa; Chordata; Actinopteri; Perciformes; Nototheniidae. Gene Ontology annotation, cellular component: nucleus. Bases 99 to 995 code for a protein of 298 amino acids.
UAAAUGGCUGCUUUCAACUGACGUCCUAGCUCAUGUGGAGUUUCUCUUCUCUUUAUAGGCUUUAGUGUUGCUUUUAGCAGCCUUUCUGAUGUGAUUUGAUGUCGGAUAAACGUCAGCGUGCCAGAGUCCAGGGCUCCUGGGCUAAACAACCGCCGAAACCCUCUGCUCCAAAGGUUGCAGUUCAGAACAACCAACAGCCCAAAAAUGAAAACCCAGCCCCUACUUCUUGGGGUUGUGGCCCCCAGAAAACACCUAAUACUUUUGAGUUUCAUCAGCCCUCUAAGCCAGUUAGAGCUGUCCCACCAGAGAAGGUGAUAGAGCAGGCAGGUAUUCAUGAGAUCAGCGAUGGACCAUCAGGAGUGUCCAUACUGCGGCUGCUGUCCGGGUUUCUUCCCCCAGAGGAGGCAGACUGGAUGUUCAGUAAACUGCUGGCAGAGCUGCCCUGGUCCCAGAAGACCAACUACAGACAGGGUGAGGGGUACGAGGAGCCCAGGCUGACCUGCUGGUUUGGAGAGUUGCCGUACACAUACGCUCGCUCCACCAUGGACGCUAACACACAGUGGCACCCCUUGCUAUUGACGCUGCGCGGCGCCGUGCAGCAGGCGAGCGGCUGCAGCUUCAACUCUCUGCUCUGUAACUUGUAUCGGAACUGCCACGACAGCAUCGGCUGGCACAGUGACGACGAGGCCUCGCUGGGCAACAAGCCCACCAUCGCCUCCCUCAGUCUGGGUGACACGCGAGUGUUCAGCCUCCGCAAACAGCCUGCACCGGAGGAGAACGGCGACUACACCUAUGUGGAGAGGAUUCGGGUUCCUCUGAGUCACGGGACACUGCUGCUGAUGGACGGAGCCACACAAGAUGAUUGGCAGCAUCAAGUGGGUAAAGAGUACCACGACCGAGGGCCGCGCAUCAACCUGACCUUCAGAACCAUGUUCCCCGAGCCGGAGGGCCGCAAGCCGGGGACCAAGCUGAGAUUCACACCCAACCAACCAUAGAUAGUCAGGUACUAAAGGCUGCGGGAACUGUCUUAGAAGUUAUUCUGCUAAAAUACCGAUCCUCACAAUUCUAGAUCAGAUGCAGUGUGAACAAGACUUGCAUCUCAUGAAGGAUGGAGAGAUGUUGUAGUGUGUGAACGUCUCUGUCCCUCUCAGUGAGCUUGAAUCAAGUCUUGUAAACACAUUUCUGAGUUACUGUAUGACUAAGAGUUUAAACGGGAUUUGCAUAAUUGAACUCUAAUAACACUGCAGUCGUGACCAGUGUUUUCUUUGUCGGAUAUGAGCGUAUUCAAGGAAGCUAAGCAGGUCAAUUGGUGAUAAUGAAGGUCUACAGACUGGAUACAAUGUCCGCUUUGCAUAUAACUUUAUUUAUUUGUUCAGCACAGACGGUUGUUUCUGUUUAAGUAAUUUGAUCAAAUCUUUGGUUAGUUCGCCAGACUUUAAUUCGGACCCAAAUGACUUGCUCAUGUCUUUGACAAAGUGUCCCACUGACUGCACAGAAAGUCACUGUUGAACUCAAAUGUAAAACACUUCCUGCUUUGUUUAUCUUCAGGACCUUUUGGCGGAGAACAUAGUUGCUAUUAAAAGGGAAGGAACAAGAAAAGUGGCCUCUUAAGGCAAUUAAAACUCCAUCACGACUGGAAUGAGUUAAUUGUACUGUUGAACACGAUUUGUCCCUCAAAGAGGUAAUUCAGGUUUUCUGUAACCCCUCAUGUAUAUUUUGAAUGAUCUUAAAGUGUCAUAAUGUUAAAGAGAACACAAUAUACAGAAUACAAUGUGACUUUAUAAUAGUAAAGGCAAACUAUUGUGUAUGAAAUGUAUACUUAAAGACAUGAAACAAUGGAUAACCAGUCCAAAUACAUGCCUACAGUAAUGUAUGCCUUCUAACUAAAUAAAGAAGGCUUUGCAUAUACUACCAUCAACCUAGUGACAUGUUAACUACUGUAGUAAAAGCACAGAAGAAUCCCACAGCCAUAAACCUGAAAUAAACAACCUGAAAUAAACAUGAUAAAUUAACGGGAACUACUAGUGUUCUUGGCAAAGUCACCAACCCAGUUCAAAUGUGAAGCGUUUAGUCACACAUUCAUAAUUUGAGGUAAGGGCUUUUUGUUUUCUGGAUAAGUUCCAUGUGGAUUUCGUUCAAGCAUUAAAUAACUAUUGUAAUAAAGAAAGCUAAUUAAGUUCCUUUCCAAUAGGACAUUGUUAUGGGAAUUCAGGAAAGUAUAUUUUUAAGGGGGUAGAUGUUGCUUUAACCGCCCACAUGAUGGGAUAUUCUGUUUGUUUUGUAACACUGAAUAAAUGCACCUUCUUGUUAUUAGUUGCAAAUAAAACAAUUACUUCUCUGACA